Molecule: messenger RNA, 2234 nt
Organism: Bursaphelenchus okinawaensis
Lineage: Eukaryota; Metazoa; Nematoda; Chromadorea; Rhabditida; Aphelenchoididae
Source: the annotation of a GenBank genome assembly
AUGCUACUAAACACCUCAUUUGGUAUCUACUGUACAGUAGUAUCCUUGGUUAGCAUUCUCCUCAACUUAUUAUUCUUGCUAGUAACAAAAUUGAAGCGAGUAGAAGGCUUCCAAGAAGUACUAGUAUUCAUUAGGAACAUUGCUGUAGGCUAUAUUCUAAUGUCAAUCUGUCUACUUUGUAUCUCUCCACAACAAGUUAUAACUGGCAGUAGUGUGGUACUCAUACCACAUGGGCUGUUGGCUACUAUGGAUUCACCAAUGAUGGUAUGUUGGGAUUAGGGUUAGUGGGCUUAGCAACGAGAGUAGGGGACCUUUUAAGCCUAGCCAAAAGGAUGAGAUGUUUAGCCUGUAAACCAGCCUACUUAAGUGAUGCUCUAAAGCUCAUAUACAUGAUUAUAACCGAACAUUUUUCCAAAUUUCAGCACGCCCUAGCCUCCCUAGGGAUCGGAAUCUACUUGUACACCGUAUUCAGCUUCAUGAUUAUGUUCCUCUACCGUUACAAUGUAACCUGUACCACAUCAAGAAUGUCAUCCGUAUUCUCUCGUCGUAAUAUCACAACAUUCCUGAUAACAGCCGCUAUAUUUUGUCUAAUCCAAGCCGUCCUAGUCUACUAUUCAGCAGUUGACGCGACCUUUUUGAGUGAUAAAACCAAUCGUACAGCUGAUAUCGAUCAGAUAUUGAGUAGUAAAAUCGUGAAGGAAGUUAAGGUUAACCAACCAGAUAUUCAAGUACAACCACCUCAGAAUGAAGAAGGACAUCAGCCACCGGUCGAUAAUAAUGCUGCUCAAAGAAUGGUAAGUUAAGGUCUGGCUGGGUUUAGUCGGCUUUCUUUCAGGCCUGGUAAUUUAAGGUUACGGCGGGCCUAGUAGGUCUUUUACAGGACUAAUACAUUAAUUUUUAAUAAAUUUUUAAAAGUGUUUAUCAAAAUGUAAAAUACGGUUACACACUUUGGUUGGAAUAUAUUAGAUUCCGACAUAAAGAACCCGCCAUACUUUUCCUGUAAUUUCUUGUAAAAAAUGGCGGGUUCUUUAUGUCGGCCCCUAAUAGUAUGGAAAAACUAAAUGUUUGCUAGGGUUCGGACUAAGACAUACUGCAAACAACCAUUUUCAGAUUGGAAUCUUCGGUAUUGACUACACCAGAAACCCUAUGAUCUUCUUAUCAGCCGGUAUAUUCACCUUUACUAAUGUAAUCAGCUCCCUCAUCAUCCUAAUCGCUUCUCUUGUCGUAGCGUGCAAGCUGAGGGGUCGGCAGGUAAAAAUUUUUCAUUUUGAGUAUGACUUCGAUACUAUUAAGUGCCGACAUAAAGAACCCGCCAUUUUUUACAGGAAACCACAGGAAAAGUAUGGCGGGUUCUUUAUGUCGGCACCUAAGAGGACUAAGACAGUGUACUUCAUGUCGUAUUUUACAAUUUCAAUACGUUGUGGUGGUAUAUUAUAAGGUGCCGACAUAAAAAACCCGCCAUUUUUACAAGAAAUUACAGGAAAAGUAUGGCGGGUUCUUUAUGUCGGCAUCUAAUAUAUUCCAACCAAAGUGUGUAACCGUAUUUUACAUUUUGAUAAACACUUUUAAAAAUUUAGGAGUCCAUGUCUGAGCAAUCACAUUCCGAACACCAAAAGCUGACAAACGUUUUGAUAUUGGACGCUUACAUCCCAGUACUAAUGGCUCUAGUACCAGCCGUUAACUUUGUUUACUGUUUGUUCGUACCUGAUUAUGUGUAAGUUUCUAUACCAUUAUAUCAUGUUAUAAAGCCAAGAAAAGCUAAACCACACAAAAUUUUAAAAAAUAUUAGGUGCCGACACAAAGAACCCGCCAUACUUUGCCUGUAAUUUCAUGUAAAAAAUGGCGGGUUCUUUAUGUCGAUACCUAAUAUAUACCAAACUUCCAACCCCUAUCUAUAUACACCAACCCCUAUAUAUAUAGACCAACUCUUAUCUAUAUAUACCAACCCCUAUCUUAUACAUACCAAACCCUACCUUUUCAGUCGAUUCCAAGAGUUCCUCGGAAUCCUCGUCCUAGCCCCAAUCCCAGCCCUAUUCCCAAUAAUGAAUGUGUUUCUGGUCCCCGACCUUCGCACCACCGCCUUCCAAGUUGUCAUGUUGACUUACUGGAAGAAGAAAGAAGCUGCUGCCGCGAAAGAACGAAAAGAUAAUGCUAACGGUCAGGAACAACUUAACGAUGCUCAACUUGGAGUGUUAAAGACCAUGACCGACAAGGCGGGACAGAGAAAAGAGUAA